UUUAAUUUAUCCAUAAUCUCAACAAUGGCUGCUAUUUAUCAAUCUUGUAGCUUGUUGAAUACAAUUACAAUUACAUUGAUGCUCAUAAUCAUUGGAAAGCCAGCUCUAGUCAUGGGCACAUUUCAACCUAGUCAGUGGACCCCUGCUCAUGCCACAUUUUAUGGUGACGAGACCGCUUCUGCCACCAUGGGAGGAGCAUGUGGGUAUGGAAAUUUGUUUGUGAAUGGUUAUGGGACAGACACAGCAGCAUUGAGUUCAACAUUGUUUAAUAAUGGAUAUGCAUGUGGGACUUGUUAUCAAAUAAAAUGUGUCAAAUCGAGUGCAUGUAACACUAACGUGCCUUAUACUACAGUCACUGCUACAAAUCUUUGCCCCCCUAAUUGGUCUGAGGCCUCUGAUUAUGGUGGAUGGUGCAACCCACCACGUUCACAUUUUGAUAUGUCUAAGCCUGCUUUCAUGAAAAUUGCACAGUGGAAGGCUGGUAUUGUCCCUAUUAUGUAUCGCAGAGUACCUUGUGCAAGAAGUGAAGGGUUUAGAUUCUCUUUCCAAGGAAAUGGGUAUUGGUUAUUAGUGUAUGUGAUGAAUGUGGGAGGUGGAGGAGAUAUUGCCAACAUGUGGGUGAAAGGAAGCAAAACAGGAUGGAUUAGCAUGAGCCACAAUUGGGGUGCUUCUUACCAAGCAUUUGCAACACUUAGUGGCCAAACUCUUUCUUUUAAGGUUACUUCUUACACAACUAAAGAAACUGCAAUAGCAUGGGAUGUUGCUCCUUCCAACUGGGCUGCUGGAUUAACCUAUUCCACACAUAUCAAUUUUCAUUGAAAUUUUGUAUAAUUACCUUUUCUGUUCAUUUACUUGUUUAAACACUAUGGUUAUUUUUAUCUUAUUUGAUAAAUUUCCCACAAAAGAAGCAUAUGGUCAUUGUCAAGAGACUAUUUUUUUUUAUAGGUCAAAU
This is a messenger RNA of Trifolium pratense (red clover), 952 nucleotides long. Its product is annotated as putative expansin-A30. The transcript has 3 exons. The record is from RefSeq and is a predicted model, not a curated record. The coding region runs from base 25 to 819 and encodes 264 amino acids. Lineage: Eukaryota; Viridiplantae; Streptophyta; Magnoliopsida; Fabales; Fabaceae. Gene Ontology annotation, cellular component: extracellular region. Gene Ontology annotation, biological process: plant-type cell wall organization.